AUGUCAGGUGCCAAUUCACUUGUGGAAUCACCAAACCUUCAACUGGCCAAAGCGCGUCGCGAUCCUGGGGUAUGGAUCGGGCAAUGCGAGAAAGGGGAACCCCCGAAGGAGGUGGUCCGGAUCAUCGAAAAGAUGGGCGGUCACUUGCGGGACCCAAUGAAGGAAGUGUGGGAGCACCGGCUUCCUAUCAAACUGUCUAGGUCCUUUGAAGAGCCUCAGGGUUCGAAGCAGAAGAUGAGCGGACUGCACACGGAGGUGCAGGAGGAAGUCAUCCGCCACACAGGGUUCCCAGCGGUGAUCCUCGACAUUUUGUCACGACCAGGGAUGAUCGUUCGGCUGACGUGUUCAUGGGGCUGGCACAGAACCUUGGGAACGGCUGGUGUGAUCAUCAAGAUCUUGCAGAUGGCAGGCGUCGAGGUGGUCCUGUACUCCGCCCGCUUGUCGAUGGCCCCUGCGGUGGAUUGCAGCAAUGUCAUCGCCUUUCUGCAAGGGACUAUGCGAACCCUUUCGCAAAACAUGUAUGAUGACAUCACCGGGAAGCCUUGGACCGAUGAGGACUUCAACAAUGCCUUGGAGAGGGCUCGAAACCUGUGGAGAGAAGUCUACCCUCAUUGCCGGAUUAGCUUUCGGGAAAAGUCGGCGGCAUCAACCACCGCCCCAAAGGCAGAGCCAGCCUCAGCCUCAAGUGUGAAGAGGGAGCCAUCCCCCACAGCCUCAGCCUCAAGUGUGAAGAAGGAGCCAUCCUCCACAGCCUCAGCCUCAAGUGUGAAGAGGGAGCCAUCCCCCACCGCACCUGAGCCAGCCCCAAAGGUGGAAGAGCCAGCCCCUGUCAAGGAGGAAAAGAUCGGUAUGCCGCCAGGGCUUGUGGAUGAGCUCCAAACCAUGAGCCCAGCACAGAAGAAGGCCAAGCUCAGUGACCCCUACGUGCGGGAAAUGAUUCAGCAGCAGAUCUCUUUCUUGCAGGGCCUUCUUGAAACUGAUGUUGACGGGGGUGAUGGAUGGGACGAGGUGUUGGACGAGAUCUUGACUGACUACGAGAUCCAGCCUCGCAUCAGAGCUAUGAUGGCCGCUGCCAAGAUCUCCCGGAGCCACAAGAUCAAACUAAUGUUCAACAUGCUGCUCCGCUGGGGGAACAAGGCAGAGUCGAAUGACUGGUUGCGCAGGGCAAUUGGCAACUUGGCUUCACAUGUCAUGGCUGAGCACUCAUGCUUUGAAGCAACAUUUUCAAAAAACAUGAUUGAUACUCAAAAAAGUAUUUUCAAAGUUGUCAAGGUUGAAGUGCUUGUACUCCAGGUCAAGAAGAGGUUGAUGCAGCACCGUCAUCAAAUUGGCGCCGCUGGCGCUGAGCAUGGACUUUUUUCAAUUUGUGGGCCAAUUGAGCUCAACUGA
Messenger RNA from Cladocopium goreaui, 1389 nucleotides. Lineage: Eukaryota; Dinophyceae; Suessiales; Symbiodiniaceae. The record is from the annotation of a GenBank genome assembly.